CGAUGAGUCGAUUGCUUUUGCCUGGAGGAGUCCGGGCGGGAGAGAACCAGGCACCAGGAGCGAAGAACCGGCUCUGAAAAGGCUCUGGGGCACCGAGGUUUAGAGGCCCGUGUGGGUCGGCUCGCGGGCGCGUGUGAGCCGGCGGGAGAGUGGGGUCAUGGUCACGCCCGCGGUGGUGCGCGCGUGGCGCAAGAACAAGACCCUCCGCUACGGAGUCCCCAUGUUGUUACUGAUUGUUGGGGGUUCUUUUGGUCUUCGUGAGUUUUCACAAAUCCGAUAUGAUGCUGUGAAGAUUAAGAUUGAUCCUGAAUUAGAAAAAAAAUUGAAGAUGAAUAAAAUAUCUUUAGAGUCAGAGUAUGAGAAAAUUAAGGACUCCACUUUUGAAGAAUGGAAAAAUAUUCGAGGCCCAAGGCCUUGGGAAGAUCCUGACCUCCUCCAAGGACGGAAUCCAGAAAUUCUUAAAACUAAGACAACCUGAUAGUGCUCAUUUAUUAUUUUCUAAAUUAAAUAUUUUCAACUGGACUUCUAUUUUAAUAGAAAGACUAUUUCAAACCUGUGGAAACAUGCAUAUGAAUAAUUUAAUGGCAGAUAACCUUGAUUAAAAAGGCAAAUGUAAGUCUUUAUCCUUUCCAGCUAGUCUACUUGCAAAAGAGGUAGCAGUGUUGACCACAUACCUUCUAACGAACAUGUGAAUUCUCCUAACUGAAGUGUGACCUUCCAGUGAACAUGUCAAUUCUGCUAACUGAAGUGUGUCUUGGACUCUGCUGUCACUCAUUUUCUACUAACAACUUGGAUAUUGUGCUACUUCUGCUUUCUAAUGGAUAUUGUAGAUCUAGCUUACAGUUCUCUCAAUAAAACCAAGCAUUGAUCACAA
Molecule: messenger RNA, 874 nt
Organism: Jaculus jaculus (lesser Egyptian jerboa)
Lineage: Eukaryota; Metazoa; Chordata; Mammalia; Rodentia; Dipodidae
Product: cytochrome c oxidase assembly protein COX16 homolog, mitochondrial
Exons: 4
Coding region: 158-478 (106 amino acids)
Biological process (GO): mitochondrial respiratory chain complex IV assembly
Cellular component (GO): mitochondrial inner membrane
Source: RefSeq, a predicted model, not a curated record